AUGAAUCGAGUCGCGAAAGAGGGUUUUCUCAAGUGCACCUGGGGUAAUGUAGCUUACAAAAUUUGGAACCAGGGAGCGCCGCAACGUGCAGUGCUCCUGCAUGGUUGGAUGGAUCAUCUCGCAGUCUUCGAGCCGAUGAUCUCUCACAUGACAAGAUCCGACGUUGAAGUCCUCGCCAUCGACCUCCCAGGUCACGGACACUCAGACCACGUCUCUUGGCCCUGGAAUUACAGUCACUCAGAACUGCCAAAGUUCAUGAUUGAAAUUCUCGAUCGGAUGGACUACGGAAAGUAUCAUUUCGUCGGACACAGCUUCUCUGGAAACUCGUUGACGCCAAGUUUAGCGGUCAGUUCUGAUGAUGUUCAGAGCUUUACUAUUCUUGAUGCUCAUGGCGUCAUAACAAUCGCCAACAAUAUGUAUUUAUUCACGCAGAGAAAAGCGCUAGAAGGAACUUAUCACAGUAAGCCAGAUGCGAAUCCCAAGAUUAUUUCAAGAGAGGAGCUCAAGAAACGCCUCCAAAAAAGUACGAUUCCGUCGGAAUUUCAAGAUCUCUGGCUCGAGCGCGGCGUAAAAUGGAACGAAGAAAAGACUGGCGGUCAUUUCGCCCGAGACAUUCGCCUCAAUGGACCGAUGCUGAUUCCAAACUACCCUUCGUUUCUAGCGUCCGAAAACGAAUAUUUGCUAGAUCACCUUGACAUGCCAAUAUUGAGAAUAAUCGGCAAAGAUAGCAACCCAUUCGGCGGCGUUGAUCCAAACAAUCCAACUAUGGCACUUUUUGAUAUUCCUGGUGUUCAACAAUUCAGCGAAGAAAUAAGGAAGAAGAAGAAUACGACUGAAGUGUUUUUACCCGGAAACCAUCACUUUUUCCUCCCCCAAGCAAAAGAAACAGCCCGUAUUCUCGAAGAAUUCUGGAGCUCGCGUCCUCCCCAACGUCGGGAUUUGGAGGAUUCUAGCAGCGACGCUGGUGAAAUCGUCGAUCGUCUGAUUCCGAUAAAUAAGGGCUCAAAAAAGGGAAUGCCUGAAAAAGAAAGCACGAAAACAAGCGAGCUGGGAGCAUUCUCCGUCAAGACCGAAGUUCCAGCCGAGUAUUGGGAUCGACUGAUAGAAAUGGGCGUGCCCCGCGAAAACAUAAAGAUCCUCUACCAUGUCCGAAGUCUAUUCGAUGACUAUAAAGGUGGUGAACUCCCGGAAAUCCACUGCACAGCCGGGAAAGGAUGCACGUUCCGGACAGCGCACAAACCGGAUUGUCUCACUUAUCAUUGCCAAGUAUUCCAUGACUACGGCGCCCACCCCUGCAAGCAUAAAGACUGCCACUAUGUUGGAUACAGUAAACAAGCGUUGAACAAACAUAGCAGCCAGUUUCAUGGAACAGCGAGAAAAAAACUCAGCAAGAUGAUUAAAAGGGACGAAAUCGAUCAAAUGCUGUGCGAAGUCGAGAGCUGUAAUGGCGUUCUGAGGGAUAAUACUAGACGCGAGUAUCAUCGGCGAAUCCAUUCUAAUGACCUUGACACUUGUAAAUUUUGCGGAGCCAGAUACCUCUUCAAGACAAACCGCUACGAUCAUCACGUCCUCCGUCAUCUAAACAUCCAGCUCUUCGAAUGUGAAGAAGCGCACUGUGACGAAUGGUUCUUCUCGGCAGACAAGCUCACUACCCACAACCAACGAUUCCAUCAGAAGAUAGAGUAUUACCAUUGUGAGGGAUGCAAUAAGGCGUUUGGAACGUAUGGAGACAUGAGAAUACACACUGUCACUUGUGUUGCAUCGAUAAAACUACGAAAUCCUCAUUUAUUUACUGGCGAAAGUUCUCAGAAUAAAGCACCAGAAUAA
Molecule: messenger RNA, 1827 nt
Organism: Oikopleura dioica
Lineage: Eukaryota; Metazoa; Chordata; Appendicularia; Copelata; Oikopleuridae
Source: the annotation of a GenBank genome assembly